This is a messenger RNA of Pomacea canaliculata, 1287 nucleotides long. Its product is annotated as cubilin-like. The record is from RefSeq and is a predicted model, not a curated record. The coding region runs from base 271 to 1287 and encodes 338 amino acids. The transcript is spliced from 7 exons. NCBI's taxonomy places the organism in Eukaryota, Metazoa, Mollusca, Gastropoda, Architaenioglossa, Ampullariidae.
UGGAUUUUCUGUCUACGUCGGGUACGUUACCUUCAGCGACCCCAGGGUACCCUAUCAACAUUUGGCGCAUUUUAAGGAUCCUCCCCACCCAAUGGGAGUCACGUCUACCCGUGUGACAGCGAACUGAGACCUACAUCAGAUCAGUCGUCAGCGAGUGGGGCCUGCCAAAGCAUUUUUCACCUUUCUUUUCCACUUUGCCGUGUACUGAACAGGAAGCUCGAGCCUACACCUAAAGUACCUGUGACCUUCUGUGGAAGGGUCACCAAACCAAUGGCUAACCUUUGUUUCUUCCUGCUACUUCUCCUCACUGCUGUAUCCAGGACUACAAGUACCACGUGUGACAUAUCCAUCCCAAUCAACUACAAUGGGACCAUCGAGUCGCCAGGAUUUCCAGAUGAAUACUAUGGGGACCAGAACUGCUCGUACAGUUUGCAGUUCAGUUCUCUGGGCAUCUGGCACAUCAACUUCACCUUCUUUAACCUUCCAAACACAUCAUGUGACACUGACUACUUGGAGGUGGACUAUAAUUUGUCUCAGCAAAGGUAUUGUCACAACUCGCCGCCCCCUAACCUGACAAACAUCUACCAGUUUCGGUUCGUUUCCAGCUUUAACGCGUCCGCAGGCUAUGGGUUCCAGGCUCGUGUGAGCAUGGCGCUAGAAUGUGGAAUGACAGACAUACGUCUCCAAGAAAAUAUUCCAUUAUUCUUGUACUAUAAUUACCUCGAGCCAGUGGAAGGAAGGUGUGAAUGGAGAGUAACGGCAGACCAGGGGCUGUCCAUCAUGAUGAUAGGCAACACAAACUCCAAUGACUACGAGUUCAUAAAAUCGAAAUUUAAAAUUUACAAAGGAACAACCAAAGACCAAAGUUCUUUGAUCAAUUUUCAGACCAAAAACAACGAGUUUGCUGUAGAUGAGGCAUCCAACACCAUACUCAUCGAGUACAUCGCCGACGUCACUUUUUACUUCGAGUUGAGAGUGACGUUCAGGGCGUACAAAGCCUCACAGAACUCAACAUGUGGUUCAGAGAUAUAUGCCGAAAAUGGAGAAGGAGACAUCGGUUUGAUUGCAAAUGAACUUCAAUACAUUGAAGGAAUGUACAGGAACAGAAUCUGCGCGUGGACUAUUGAAGCUGAAGAGAACGAAGUCAUUCAGCUCGUCGUUACAGAGUUUAGAAUCCUAACUGAAAUACCCGGAUGUAACGACUCGGCCCGGAGUUAUCUGGAGAUUUACGAUGGAUCACAAGCAGCCAGCAGCUUACUUGUUCGGUACAAACUUAUAAAAACAUAA